UAUCAAAUGCAUAGAAUUUGACGAGUUAAUUUCUUUUUAAAGUUUCAUAUAACAUAAAAAUUAAUAAAUUGUUUUUUUAAUAUUACCCUAAUUUAUUAUUUACUUAAUUUAAUUAAUUUAAAUAAACUCAUAACAUUGUUAAAUUUGAUUUAUUUAAUUUGAGGAUUUUUUUAAUUUAGCAUAAUGUGGUUCGAAUGGAAAAUUGAUUUUGAAGGUCAAAAACAGGCUGAAUUAAUUUCUCAAGUGGGAAUCAUAUUAUUUGCGGCUAUUGGAUUUAUUGCGGGAUUCUUACUACAAAAUCUUAUCUUGGCUUUUCAAAUCUUUGGCGGUGGAAUUUUUCUUACAUCCUUAUUUGUGCUUCCACCUUGGUCAUUUUAUAAUCAACAUCCAGUUCAAUGGCUUCCUCCAAUUCAAAUUGAAAAGGAUAAACCUGAACAAGAAGAAG
This is a messenger RNA of Rhizophagus irregularis DAOM 181602=DAOM 197198, 445 nucleotides long. RefSeq lists its product as uncharacterized. Gene Ontology annotation, biological process: protein targeting to ER. The record is from RefSeq and is a predicted model, not a curated record. NCBI's taxonomy places the organism in Eukaryota, Fungi, Glomeromycota, Glomeromycetes, Glomerales, Glomeraceae. Gene Ontology annotation, cellular component: signal peptidase complex; endoplasmic reticulum membrane.